Messenger RNA from Vigna radiata var. radiata (mung bean), 2105 nucleotides. Its product is annotated as methylenetetrahydrofolate reductase 2-like. Gene Ontology annotation, molecular function: FAD binding; methylenetetrahydrofolate reductase [NAD(P)H] activity. Gene Ontology annotation, biological process: tetrahydrofolate interconversion. NCBI's taxonomy places the organism in Eukaryota, Viridiplantae, Streptophyta, Magnoliopsida, Fabales, Fabaceae. The record is from RefSeq and is a predicted model, not a curated record. The coding region runs from base 167 to 1954 and encodes 595 amino acids. The transcript has 12 exons. Gene Ontology annotation, cellular component: cytosol.
UUGUUAAAACAAUGUUGCUAAAAGAAAUUUUUCCAUUUUCAUAUUUCCACUCCUCACGUUAGGCGUUCCCUCUAAAUCUCCCUUCCUCACCUCAUACCACAAGGUUCGACUAUUACGUGCUUCCUCUGAAUCUCCCUUCCUCACAAGCUAUAAAAAAAAGUAGAAAAUGAAGAUCGCAGAGAAAAUACGUUAUGCCGCAAAUGAUCCAAACACGGUGGUGUUCUCCUUUGAGUUCUUCCCACCCAAGACUGAGGAUGGGGUGGACAAUUUGUUUGAGAGGAUGGAUCGCAUGGUGGCUCACAAUCCUUCGUUUUGUGAUAUCACGUGGGGUGCUGGUGGAACCACAGCCGAUCUAACAUUGGAAAUCGCCAACAGGAUGCAGAACAUUGUCUGUGUGGAGACCAUGAUGCACCUUACCUGCACUAACAUGCCUGUUGAGAAGAUAGACCAUGCUCUCCACACCAUCAAGUCCAAUGGCCUCCAAAAUGUACUUGCUCUUCGAGGUGACCCCCCACAUGGCCAGGACAAAUUUGUGCAGGUUGAAGGCGGCUUUGCCUGUGCACGCGAUUUGGUGAAACACAUCAGAGCUAAAUAUGGUGACUACUUUGGCAUUACUGUUGCCGGUUAUCCAGAGGCACAUCCGGAUGUUAUAGGAAGUGAUGGAUUAGCUACAGCAGAAGUUUAUCAAAAAGAUCUUGAAUACCUGAAGAGCAAGGUUGAUGCGGGAGCAGAUGUGAUUGUCACCCAGUUAUUUUAUGAUACGGAUACAUUCCUGAAAUUUGUGAAUGACUGUCGCCAAAUCGGAAUAACUUGUCCCAUUGUACCUGGAAUUAUGCCCAUUAAUAAUUACAAGGGCUUUCUCCGUAUGACUGGGUUUUGUAAAACCAAGAUACCAGCUGACAUUAUGUCUGCUUUAGAGCCUAUCAAGGACAAUGAAGAAGCUGUCAAGUCUUAUGGAGUUCACUUGGGAACUGAAAUGUGCAAAAAGAUUUUAUCUCAUGGAAUUAAGACAUUGCAUCUUUAUACACUAAAUAUGGAGAAAUCAGCAUUAGCAAUACUAAUGAACCUUGGCUUAAUUGAAGAGUCCAAAAUUUCAAGAUCCUUACCAUGGAGACGUCCCACAAAUGUUUUCCGUGUUAAAGAAGAUGUCCGUCCAAUCUUUUGGGCAAAUCGUCCAAAAAGCUACAUAUCACGAACCAUAGGAUGGGAUCAAUAUCCACAUGGGCGUUGGGGUGAUUCCUGUAACCCAUCAUAUGGUGCAUUAACUGAUUAUCAGUUCAUGCGACCACGUGCACGGGACAAGAAGCUUAUUGAAGAAUGGGUAGUUCCCUUGAAAAGCGUUGAAGAUAUAUAUGAGCGGUUUAGAAUGUACUGCAUGGGAAAGUUGAGAACCAACCCUUGGUCAGAAUUAGAUGGUCUUCAGCCAGAGACAAAGAUCAUCAAUGAGCAGCUGGAGAGGAUUAAUGCAAAGGGCUUCCUCACAAUCAAUAGCCAGCCAGCUGUUAAUGGGGAAAAGUCGGAUUCUCCUACUGUAGGCUGGGGUGGACCUGGUGGGUAUGUUUAUCAGAAGGCAUAUGUAGAGUUCUUCUGCUCCAAGGAAAAGCUGGAUACACUUGUUGAUAAAUGCAAGGAUCGAAUCUCUUUAACUUACAUGGCCGUGAAUAAAGAAGGGAGCUGGAGUUCUAAUGUGGGUCAAACUGAUGUUAAUGCUGUGACAUGGGGUGUCUUCCCGGCUAAGGAGAUAAAACAACCGACCAUUGUGGAUCCUGUCAGUUUUAAUGUAUGGAAGGAUGAGGCAUUUGAAAUUUGGUCAAGAGGAUGGGCCAGCUUGUACCCUGAGGGUGAUGCAUCCAGGAAAUUUGUUGAAGAGGUGGGUGGAAGCUACUUCUUGGUNAGUUUGGUGGACAACGAUUACAUCAAUGGUGAUCUUUUUGCGGCCUUUGCAGAUUUCUGACUGAAGCUUCUUAUUUAUUCGUUCUUUACUAAUGUCACUUGGUUGUCAAACGGAUGACAAUAUCCACUUGGUUGCCCUUAAUUUAAAGGAAUGUGAAUAUGCUCUGUUUGUUAAACGGAUGACAAUAUCCAUGUACGGCUGCACGUGAACU